This is a messenger RNA of Dovyalis caffra, 876 nucleotides long. The record is from the annotation of a GenBank genome assembly. Lineage: Eukaryota; Viridiplantae; Streptophyta; Magnoliopsida; Malpighiales; Salicaceae.
AUGUCUAAUUCUUUAUACUACAACCUUUUAUGCCAUUGUAUUCUAACACAAGUUGCUGUUAUCAAUUUUUCAGAAGCCUAUGAUCCUCUUGAUCCAAAUGGGAAUAUUACAAUAAAAUGGGAUGUCUUGAGCUGGACCCCUGAUGGCUAUGUAGUUGUUGUCACAAUCUACAACUACCAGCGGUAUCGUCACACUCAAGCACCGGGUUGGUCGUUAGUAUGGACAUGGGCAAAGGACGAGGUGAUAUGGAGCAUGAUGGGAGGCCAAACAACAGAGCAGGGAGAUUGUUUCAAACUGCUGCAAGGGGGAGUUAUCAACUCAUGGGCUCAAGAUCCAGCCAAUGCAGUAAGUUCCUUCCAACUUAGCGUUGGUUCAGCUGGAACUAGUAAUAAAACAGUCAGAUUGCCUCGAAACAUCACUCUGAAGACACCAGGGCCUGGUUAUACAUGUGGUCUUGCAAAAAUUGUUAAACCUACUACAUUUAUAACUGUAGAUAAAAGGAGAGUGACACAAGCUUUGAAUGAUACUACCAUGCUGUGGGGAAUUAAGUCCUACAAUGAUGUGCUGAUGCAAGCUGGUCGUUCUGGUAAUGUUCAGCUGGAGUUGCUUUUCCGAAAAGACAAGGCACCAACUUUUACUUCCCAGAAGGGCUGGGCCUUCCCUCGGAGAAUCUAUUUCAAUGGUGAUAAUUGCAUCAUGCCUAUCCCAUGGUUGCCUAGUGUAGAGUUUGCCAUCUUAAUUAACCUCCUACCUUAUUCUAAUAAUGGCUUUUCUGUCUGCCAAUUGCAAAGUCAAUGUCCGAAUGGGAUGACAUUCAGCAUUUCAUUGAGAUCAAGAUGUUUCUUUAUUAUUUCAGUGUCAUUUUGUCACUUCUAG